Gadus morhua (Atlantic cod) is the source of this 2169-nucleotide messenger RNA. RefSeq names its product doublesex and mab-3 related transcription factor 2a (gene dmrt2a). The record is from RefSeq and is a predicted model, not a curated record. Gene Ontology annotation, biological process: sex differentiation; regulation of transcription by RNA polymerase II. The transcript has 4 exons. Gene Ontology annotation, molecular function: RNA polymerase II cis-regulatory region sequence-specific DNA binding; DNA-binding transcription factor activity, RNA polymerase II-specific. Gene Ontology annotation, cellular component: nucleus. Bases 300 to 2150 code for a protein of 616 amino acids. Lineage: Eukaryota; Metazoa; Chordata; Actinopteri; Gadiformes; Gadidae.
GUGGCGCUUUGUGUCGAGCCUUUGAGGAAAAACGUGUAACCUCAGCGGUGACACCACCAGUGCAAAGGUUCGUGCGUAAAGACGCGUGUAUACCUGGAACCAGGAUAACUGUCUCUCCUCCCAUGAAGAACAAACUGCAAAACACUCUGGAGUUAUUUCGUGAUCCGCUAAAGUACAGACUCUGUGUCCGACGCCGGGCUGCCGUACAGCACCACACAAAUAGCAGCGCGUCUUUUGGAUCAUCAUUACGCAUAAUCUCGACGGGUUAUUCGGAGGUUUUUUUUGGUUGAGCCAACAUCAUGACAGACAGCGCCGGUUGCGAGUUCGAGAUCGACGUGGAAGGACUGGAGACGGAGAGCGACGACCAAGCCGAGUCCUCCGGCUCCACGGUGUCCGGUGCCGCGGAGGAAGACGAUGAGGUCGGACGCAUCGAGGACACCAGGGCCCCCAGCAACAGCAACAGCAGCAGCAGUAGCGUCCCUGGCCCAGGGGACCAAAGGAAACUAAGCCGGACGCCAAAAUGCGCGCGGUGCAGAAACCACGGCGUGGUGUCUUGCCUGAAGGGCCACAAGCGCUUCUGUCGCUGGCGGGACUGCCAGUGUGCCAACUGCCUGUUGGUGGUGGAGAGACAGCGGGUCAUGGCGGCACAAGUAGCACUCCGGAGACAGCAAGCCACGGAGGACAAAAAGGGGAUUACUGGGAAGCAUAUGCCAUCAGAAAGGAGAACGAUAUAUCAAAGACAAAUUCGACCAUCAAGCAUGCUCGCCAAAAGUAUUCUUGAAGGCUACCGCCCGGUCCAGUCCGACCCCUACCUGUCGGGCGGCUCUUCCUCCCUCCCGCCCCCGCUGAGCGACCGCAUGCGGAAGAGGCGGGCCUUCGCCGACAAGGAGCUGGAGAGCAUCAUGCUGGAGCGCGAGUACAAGGAGCGGGACCUGAUGGAGAACGGCCCGGCCUCCGCCUCCCUCCACUUCCCCGGGGGCAUGGUGCACCACCGCCACCACCACCACCACCACCACGCCGCCGCCGCCGCCGCCGCCGCCGCCGCCGCCGCCGCCGCCGCCGAGUACAACUCCUACAAGACGGCCUACUCGUCGGGCCCCACCAUGGAGCCCCAGCUGCCGUCCCACAAGGAGCUCUGGGGGGUGCUGAGCCCCGGCUGCCUGGAUGUGUCCAUGCAGUACGCCGCCGCCGCCGCCGCCGCGGGCGCCGCUAACCUGGAGCUCAUCUCCUCCAACGUGAGCGUGGCCACCACCUACCGCCACUACCCCCUGGGGCACGGGCCCCGCGGGGGGCCUCUGGUGCCGGGGCCCAGAGGAGGAGGAGUAGGAGCAGGAGGUGGUGGUGGUGGAGGAGGAGGAGGCGGGGGGCUGGUGAUGUGGCCCCGCGGAGCCGUGCCCCCCGCCGCCAGCCUGGGCGACGCGCUGGUGUACCAGCAGUGCCUGCUCAACGCCAGCGCGCUGCAGAACAUGAAGCCCGGCGCGGCCUGGGAGCCCCGGGGCCGGCCCGCCGCCGGGGGCCCGCCCUCGCCAAAGCAGGACGUCGGCGGCGUCGCUAAGCUAGAGGCGCCGCCGCCGCUUCGGGCGGCAGCGCCGCAGCACUCCCCCGCGGGCCCCGCCCCGUCGCAGGGGGAGGCCCCCCACCAGGGGUCGAACCAGGGGCCGAGGAGAGAGUGCUCGGCCUUCUCGCCCCCCAAGCGGGCCCCCUUCGAGCAGACGUUCCCCGACCGCCCGGGCGGCGGCGGCGGCGGCUCCCCGAGCGCGAGCCCCGGACGCGGCCUCAGCCCGGGGCACGUCCUCAGCAAGCUGAGCAAGGACAGCGCCCAGAUCACGCUCUCCAUGAAGAGGAACUCCUUCCACUCCCUGAUCCAGCACACCCUCAGCGAGAAGGUCUCGCCGGGGCCCGGGCCCGGGCCCGGGGGCCUGGAGCUCAGGGGCCCCUACUGCAAAGAGCUGCUGGAGGAGGCGGCGCGCAAGUACAGAGAGGGGCUCUCCGCUCGGGACAUUCAGGCCGUCAAGGGCUCGGACGGGUACCCCAAAGACUCGCUGUCUAAGCCGCUGGGGACCAAGCUGGGCUCCGGCGACUCCCUGUCGUUCUCGGUGGAGGCCAUUCUGAAACGGGCCCCGGCCCCCGUGAACCGAGCCUUCCAUUAGAACCCCCCCGUCCCCCCCC